Messenger RNA from Chinchilla lanigera (long-tailed chinchilla), 4743 nucleotides. RefSeq names its product complexin 2 (gene Cplx2). NCBI's taxonomy places the organism in Eukaryota, Metazoa, Chordata, Mammalia, Rodentia, Chinchillidae. Gene Ontology annotation, cellular component: SNARE complex; terminal bouton. The record is from RefSeq and is a predicted model, not a curated record. The transcript is spliced from 5 exons. Gene Ontology annotation, molecular function: syntaxin binding. Gene Ontology annotation, biological process: neurotransmitter transport; regulation of neurotransmitter secretion; synaptic vesicle exocytosis. The coding region runs from base 473 to 877 and encodes 134 amino acids.
GUCACCUCUGCUGCGCCCUCUCCCGUCCCGCUGCCAGCCCCCGCCUCUUUUCUCAGGAAGCUCGGGUCUCCCUGGGAGCGGGUCUGCCCUUGGAGGAGGCCUCUCGGCUCUGUGCCCUGCAGCUCGGCUGGUAUUCGGGGCGGACAGCAAAGGGGCUCCGCGCCGUCCGCGUGCACAUGUGCUAACCCAGGCAGGAGGGAGCGCCUCGGCGGAGGAGUCAAGGAAGAGGGGGAGGGAGAGGCGCGCCAGAACCUCGGUCCCGGGCGCCGUGUUCGGCCGCGGAGGAGCUGCAGCCUCCAACAGGAAGUUGAGCAUCUCUGACAUGCUGUCUGCUGUGCCCAGUGACUGAAGGCUCCCGCGCUCCAGCUCGACCAGGAAGCAAAGGUCGAAGCAUCUCUCCCCAACAGGCCAGCCAGGAGCACAGCGUGCAAAUUCAGCCGUGGGCUAGCGCAAGCUAACCAGAACCGGCAGCAUGGACUUUGUCAUGAAGCAGGCCCUCGGAGGGGCCACCAAGGACAUGGGGAAAAUGUUGGGUGGAGAGGAGGAGAAGGACCCUGAUGCACAGAAGAAGGAGGAGGAGCGGCAGGAGGCUCUGCGGCAGCAGGAAGAGGAGCGCAAGGCCAAGCAUGCACGCAUGGAGGCCGAGCGUGAGAAGGUUCGGCAGCAGAUCCGAGACAAGUAUGGGCUGAAGAAGAAGGAGGAGAAGGAGGCAGAGGAGAAGGCAGCUCUCGAACAGCCCUGUGAGGGGAGCCUGACCCGGCCCAAGAAGGCCAUCCCUGCAGGCUGCGGGGACGAGGAGGAGGAGGAAGAGGAGAGCAUCCUGGACACGGUGCUCAAAUACCUGCCUGGGCCGCUGCAGGACAUGUUCAAGAAGUAACAGGCGCUCCUGCUCCAGCCUCACUCCACUUGUUACUUUUCUUUUGUUCUUUCUUUUCUUUUUAUUCAGUUAAGUCUCAGUUCUGAAGGGGAAAACCUCAGUUGGCCUCUGCCCCUCUUCCCUGGCCAGGGGCUUCUCCCCAUCAGCACUCUCUGACACCCCACUUCAUCCCAGGGUAUCAAGUCCCAUGGUACCCCUAGUCUGAAAAGGGAAGACAGCUUUUCUCCAGCAGAGGGCAUUGAACCCAGGGCCAAAGGCACUGGAUGGCUCCCUCUGGAAGCCUAAGAUCUAUGUUAGUGUGGAAACCCCCAUACAUUCCUUCAUGCUCCCCACUGCCAGGAGGACCACUGUUCCCAGCCAGCCAAAGUAAUGACACAUUCCACCCCUGCCCAGCAUGCUGACCUUUGGUCUCUGACCCUCCAGUGAGUAUCCAGGUCAGGGCAGGGGCCCUGAGGGGCCUGGAUCUGAGUCAGGGUAAGCCUGUCUCAUGAGGACCUAGCCUGAGAGGCCCCAGGUCUAGACAGGCUAGGAUCUGGGCAGGAGGCUGGGGCUCCCCUUUUUUUCUCUCCCUGGUGACACCCAGCUGGGAGCACAACCUUCCCCAAAUCCCAUCCAGACAGUCAUUGCCCCUGCCAGGUUGGUUCCUCCAAAUGGAUCAUCCUUGGACUUUAGCACAUCUGUGGAGGAGCCCAGGAUAGGGCAACCCCUUGUUCCCUCUCACUCUACUUAGGUCCUGGGACCCCACUGCCAGGCUGGGCCCAGCUUGCCCAAUCCAGGGGCUGCCCAGGCCCCCCAAAACACUUGGAGCCAUCGGGCAGUGAUGGUCUUUGCCAUGGGAUCCCCCUUUGGUGUGACCAAGCUGCCCCCAUUCCUAUCCAGCUCUCUUCCCCACUCUGUCCUGUCCAUGUGCUUCCAGGGCCCAUGGUCCCCAAGAGGACCUUUCCUGGCCAAAGCCCCAAGUUGUUGGGGAGAAGCCAACUCCCAUUUGAUAGAAGGCAUCUGUCCAUUCAUCCUAUUGGCCAAGAACAAACUCUCCUCUGGGAUGUAUGGGGCUAGCCUUUGCCCCCCACCCACCUCCAGCUUGCCAAGGCCACCUACUUAGCCAGUCUUGUGAGAAUGGUGUGGAGCAGAGGGGAGUAGCAAAUGAAGGACAAAAGUGAGUUUAUGUGUGGCACAGUGUGUAGCAGAGACAGCAUCAGCAAUUGUGUGACCAGAGAUUUGAUGCAUGUGUGUAUGGUUCGAGUGUGGUGUAUCUUGAGAUUGUCUGUGUGUGUGUUAGUCAUCAUAUUCCAUGUUAGAGAUCAUAUAUGUUAGGCAGCCUUGUUAUAUGUGCUUGUUUGAGGUGGUAUAUUUGAUUUGUGAUUGUGUCCCAUUUGCGAGCCAUCUUACAUGUGUUUAGAGAUUGCAUGUGUUUGCUUGUAUAUGCAUGUAUUUUCAAAAUGGCACGUGUGUUGGGAGAAAUGGGUAUAUGGUAGAUGUCACAGAAGUAUAUGUUUGAAAGAACUGUCAGAUGUGUUGACUGUGGUGUUCUUAUGUAUGGGUCUGAAAAAGCAGCUGUGUCCAUGACGUGUGCCUAGAAAGAAAGAAUAUAGGUAAGAUGCUCCCUCUCAGCCCUCAGACCAUUGAUCACAGGUGGCCACAUCUGACAGGAGACUUUGUCCUUCGCCUAGAGUCCUCCCACCCUUGGGGGGUUCCUGCCUGAGGUCCUCAGAAUCCCACUGGGACAGACGCAGGCAGUACUCCAGGAAGCCAUGCUGGGCCCCCACCAGGGCCUAUCCCAAAAGCAAGGGCCAGGGACGAGGCGACUUGCCCACCUCUGAUGCCCCUGCCCCAUUGGCCCCAGUUUGCAUUCUGCGGGUUUUCCAUUUUAGUGGAUUUAUGCUUUUAUUUCAGAGAGAGACAUGUGUCUUCUCUGUCCGUUUCCAAUAGUUAAAGCCAUAUCAGUUAGACUGCAAUACUUUAAAGAUGAGAUAAAACAAUCCAUAUGUUUAGAGAACCAGAAACUCCCCUGAUCUGUCCCUUCUCUGGGGAGCAGGGCCCUGACAGCUCCAGCUCCCUGGGCUUAUCCUCCUCCCGCAUCCCCACACCCUCCCUGUGUACCCCUGUGUCAGGCCCCCCAGGGGGCCAUGUCUGUGUCUGCACCUAUGUCUGUGAUGGGGAGCCACCUUGCACCCCUGAUGUCUGCUUGUCUGUGUCCUUUUACCUGGGCAGGAUGGUCAUUCUCAAGAGCCCUGGGGUCCUGGGCCAGAGAUAAACAAGGCUCAGUUGAGAGGCUCUAGGUUUCCCCAACCCUGUUUGUGAGUCCCGCUGGGACACAGGGGCAGAUACCAGCGUUGAGACAGGUCCCCCCUUGACAGGGACCCUCAGACCUUGAAGGCAAUGCCCGGGCAUGGAGUGUCAAAUAGUUGGGGGAGACCAGGGUUGAGGGAGCUGUAAACGAGCAAGGAAACCUAGCCAUUCAAGAUAUCCCAGCCCCUUAGACAGUGUCCCUGUGGCCUCCAUAGUCCCUCUAGACCCCAGAGUGGGCUUUGGGUUUUUCAGCCGCACCAAGUGCCCUCUGGGCUGGGCUGGCUUAGUCUGGGUACACCUCCCAGACUCCUCCACCCUGCUCCCAGGCAGCCGGACUUGAGGUCUUCCUGGAGGUGGGGCAAGGGCAAGAAUCUCUGCCUGGUGCAUCCCUGCCUCCUCCAAUGGCAAGUGAUCACUGUUGGAUGCAGGGGGACAACAAUUACUGUCAUUUCUAACACAGACCUGACUGUAGAGAGAAGCCAAAGUGUAGCCCAGAGAGGACAUCUGUGUCUCUAGCAGGGACAGGGGUGUCCGUGGGAUGUGUCUGGGGUAGGAGGUGGCCCACUUGAUGGGAGGAGGGAUGAGCAUGUCACACAGAAAUGGGACAGUGUGCCUGUGACACACUGUGAGGGGGAGCAGCUGCAGAAUUCAGCACACUCGUCUGACACACAAAGGAGGAGUAAUCUUUGGUAAGUGGCUGAGAACAAAAUGAAGAGCAAUGGAGCGCACACCACCCAUGUGGGCACGCGUGCCCUUGGGCAGGGCCACCCGAGCUCUUCCUGUCCCUGGGAUUCUCCACUGGGGAGAAGGAAGGGGGUUUCUCUGAGUCUCCCUGUGCUGGGCACCGGCGAUGGGCUAGAAUUUCCAUAUGUGGAUGUCCUCUACUCCAGAUCCAAAACUGCCCCGAAAGUGUGUCCCUUACAUCAAACCUUGUAGUGCACUUCUUCAGAUGGAAGCAGGAAGUCAACAGCGCAUCCCAGGUGCGUGUGGGAGAGCCUGAGAAAGUGAGGAGAUGCAAAAAUCAUUGGAGGUAUUGCAGCCCAGGGCUCUUUCCCACUGGCGCAGCUGCUGGGCAAAGCAGCCACACAAAGGCUGUGGCUACAGUAAAGUGAAGAACUUCCCAGGCCCAAGGGGUGGGUUACCAACCCCACCGGAGGGUUCCACAGACUUCUGACUGCACAGGGAGGCUGAAGUCAGACCAGCUCCCAGAUCUGAGGACGUGCCUCCACCCAAUGUCCCCACUCCAGUCUCCACUAUCAUUGCCCCCACCCUCUUCCCUGGGGAGAGAAUGGGAGGUGCUCACACUGGCCCUGGGGCAGGGCUGGGGGUCCUACUGAGACCAAGAAGAGAUGGACCAUCCUGCUUACGCGGGGGAAACUUCUUCCCGAAUCUGUGCUGUGUCUUUGUUGCUCUGCUUCUUUUAAAUGUGUCAGUGCCUGGGGGGAGGGGAGGGCCACCCCCUCAUGCCCCCCUGAACCUGACCUAAAGCCAUGGCUGUUGCUCCCCCUUUGUAUGAUGCAAAUGCUAAGAUGUACAAAACCAACCAUGACAACAAAGAAAAAGACCUUGUACAGCAG